GGUGACGGGGGGAGGGAGUUGGACACCCAGCAUGCAGGCAGCAUGGAACGGGUGAGGGAGCAGCGGCCUUUCUGCUCGCUGUCCAAGAGCCAGAGAGACCGAGAGAGGUUCUGCGAGCGCGACAAGGACCGGGAACGGCGGUACACCGGCUCCUCGGCCGACCGGGACGACGCAGCCUGCCGCGUCCCCACUCAGCAGUCCUACAGCUCCAGCGAGACGCUGCAGGCCUUCGACCAUGACCCCUCGCGAAUGCUCUUCGGAGGCCGCGUCAAGGAGCCGGUGCACAAGGAGAGCGCAGAGUACAGCAGGCCAGGGCAGACGUUUUCGCUGAGGCAACUCGGAAUAUGCGAGCCGUCGGCCCGCCGGGGCUUGGCGCUGUGCCCCGAGACGGGCCUCUCCCACCCGCUCAGCAGCUACGCCAGAGGCCCGGUCGCCGCGGAAAACCAUGAACCUGCAUCGCCGGAGCGCACCAUGGCGCUGUGGGGGACGGGAGGGGCCAAGUCGGGGGCGGGUUCGUGCCUCUCCAGCCGCUCGAACUCGGCGCUCACGCUCACCGACACCGAAAUGGACAAUAAGUCGGACAAUGAGACGGGUGACCAUCUCUCCAGUCAGCAAGGCCCGCCUCCUCUCCCGCCCGCCCCGCCCCCACACAAGCACCACCCGUCCAUCACGUCCCUGAGCCGGAGCUCACUGGCCAAUCAGAGGAGCCCGAGCCCGCCGCCCGCAGCCGGCCUGGCGACCGACUUGCACAGUACGGCGGAAUGCGUCCAGCUGCAGGACAGCUGGGUCCUGGGCAGCAAUGUGGCCCUGGAGAGCAGGCACUUCCUUUUUAAGACAGGCACCGGAACAACCCCUUUCUUCGGCGCGGCGGCCCCCGGUUACACCAUGGCGACGGGGACGGUUUACUCCACACCGGCGCGUCCGUUGCCCAGAAACACUCUGUCCAGAGGGGCCUUCAAGUUCAAGAAGUCACCUAAGCACUGCUCCUGGAAGUGCACCGCCCUGGUCGCCGUGGGGAUCGCUGUGGUCCUGUCCGUCAUCCUCAGCUACUGCAUUGCGAUGCACCUUUUCGGCCUCAACUGGCAGCUCCAAGAGUUGGACAACCAGCCGGCUUUUGAAAACGGAGGAGUUGGGAAGACGGGUCCCACUCAGUCCAGCGGCGUGACGUCUCUGGCUGCUGACGGAAGGAGCGGCGUGCCCCAUCCGGAGAACAACUCCAUCGAUUCGGGACAGGUGGACGUGGGGAAGAGGGCGGCUCAGAGCGUCCCACCGGGGGUCUUCUGGCGUACUCAACUGAGCCUGGAGCAACCGCGAUUCCUAAAGUUUAACAUCUCGGUGCAGCGGAACGCGCUGGUGGGCGUCUACGGACGGAAGGGCCUCGCCCCGUCUCACACGCAGUACGACUUUGUGGAGCUGUUGGACGGCAGCCGGCUCAUCGCCAAGGAGCACCGGACCCCGAGUGAGCCGGAGCCGAGGAGCCGGCCGGAUCAUCCGGUCGCCGUCCACCAGGCCGGCUUCAUCCAGCACCUGGACUCGGGGGUGUGGCACCUGGCGUUCUACAACGACGGACGGAGCGCCGAGACGGUGUCCUACAACGCCAUCGUCCAGGAGUCUGUGACAGAGUGCACGCACAACUGCUAUGGGAACGGAGAGUGUGUGGCCGGAUCGUGUCACUGCUUCCCAGGAUUCAUCGGGCCGUACUGUUCCAGAGCCGCCUGUCCGGUCCUGUGCAGCGGUAACGGCCAGUACACCAGGGGGCGCUGUCAGUGCUACAGCGGCUGGAAGGGCACCGAGUGCGACGUUCCCGCCUCGCAGUGCAUCGACCCGCAGUGCGGCGGUCACGGGCUGUGCGUGGCCGGCAACUGCGUGUGCAACAGCGGCCACAAAGGACCCGGCUGUGAACAAGUGGACUGCGCCGACCCCGCGUGCUCCGCCCACGGGGCCUGUCACCACGGCGAGUGCCACUGCAACCCGGGCUGGGGGGGCGCCAGCUGCGAGAUCCUGAAGAGCACUUGUCCGGAGCAGUGCUCCAGCCACGGCGCCUUCAACACCGACUCGGGGACCUGCGUCUGCGAGGCCAACUGGACGGGCGCCGACUGCUCCAUCGAGGUGUGCGUGGUGGACUGCGGCCCCCACGGCUUGUGCAUCAGCGGCGCGUGUCACUGCGAGGAGGGCUGGACGGGGCCCGACUGCGAGCAGAGGGACUGUCACCCGCGCUGCAUCGACCACGGAGUGUGCCGAGAGGGCAAGUGUGACUGCCACCAGGGCUGGACGGGUGAACACUGCACCAUCGCCCUGGAUUCCAGAGUAUCAGGAGCAGUCAAGAUAGGAUAUAAAGACGGCUGCCCGGGGCUGUGCAACAACAACGGGAGGUGCAUCCUGGACCAGAACGUCUGGCACUGCAUCUGCCAGUCGGGCUGGAGGGGGCUGGGAUGCGACGUGGCCACCGAGACGCUCUGCUCGGACGGCAAGGACAACGAGGGAGACGGACUCGUGGACUGCAUGGACCCGGACUGCUGCACUCAGAUCUCCUGCCAGGGUCAGACGUACUGUCGCGGCUCGCCCGACCCCGCUGCCGUCGCCGGCCAGGGUCAAAGUUCAAGCCCCCGGCCCCUGUCCAAGGGCUUCUACGAGCGCGUGGGUUUUCUGAUCGGUCCCGGCGGCAGUCACGUGAUCGGCUGGGAGAACCCGUUCAACAGCAGCCUGGCGUCGGUCAUCCGGGGUCAGGUCCUCACCGGAGACGGGACGCCGCUGAUCGGAGUCAACGUGUCCUUUCCGCGCUACCCCGACUACGGAUACACCGUCACGCGGCAGGACGGCAUGUUCGACCUGCUGGCCAACGGCGGCGCUUCCCUGACGCUGAGCUACGAGCGCGCCCCCUUCCCCGCGCUGCAGCGCACGGUGUGGCUGCCCUGGAACGUGUUCCACGUGAUGGACACGGUGGUGAUGAAGCGGGAGCAGAACGACAUCCCCGGCUGCUACCUGACUGGCCUGGCCCGGCCCAACCCCCUCAUCCUGGCCACGCCCCUCUCCACGCUGUACAAGACGUCCCCAGAGGACAGUCCCGUCAUCCCCGAGACACAGGUCCUCCAUGAGCAAGUCGCCAUACCGGGCAGUGACCUCAACCUGGUCUACCUGAGUUCCAGGGCAGCUGGCUACAAGCCCAUCCUCAAGGUGCUCCUGACCCACGAGCGCCUCCCCUUCGGCCUGAUGAAGGUCCACCUCAUGGUGGCCGUCAUGGGCCGUCAGUUCCAGAAGUCGUUCCCGGCCUUCCCCGACCUCUCGUACACCUUCAUCUGGGACAAAACCGACGCCUACAAUCAGAAGGUCUUUGGCCUGGCGGAGGCUGUGGUGUCCGUGGGAUACGAAUACGAGUCCUGCCUCGACGUGGUGCUCUGGGAGAAGAGGACGGCGGCGCUGCAAGGCUACGAACUGGAUGCCUCCAACAUGGGAGGGUGGAUGUUAAACAAGCACCACGUGCUGGACGUUCAGAGCGGGAUCCUCUACAAAGGCAGCGGGGAGAACCAGUUCAUCUCCCUGCAGCCGCCCGUCAUCUCCACCGUCAUGGGCAACGGGCGGCGCCGGAGCAUCUCCUGCCCCAGCUGCAACGGGCAGGCCCAGGGCAACAAGCUGCUGGCGCCCGUGGCUCUGGCGUGGGGCAUCGACGGCAGUCUGUACGUCGGCGAUUUCAACUACAUCCGCCGCAUCUACCCGACGGGCAACGUCACGAGCAUCAUGGAGCUCAGCAACAACCCAGCGCAUCGCUACUACCUGACCACCGACCCAGUGAGUGGGCAGCUGUACGUGUCCGACACAAACUCGCGGCGGAUCUAUCGGCCCAAAACCUUGACCGGGACCAAGGAGCUGCAGUCCAACGCCGAGGUGGUGGCAGGAACCGGGGAGCACUGCCUGCCCUUCGACGAGAACCACUGCGGCGACGGAGGCAAAGCGCCCGAGGCCUCGCUCACCGGACCCAAAGGCAUCGCCGUGGGCAAGAACGGACUGAUAUAUUUCGUCGACGGCACCACGAUCAGGAAGGUGGACCAGAACGGCAUCAUCUCCACGUUCCUCGGCUCCAACGACCUGACGUCUGCUCGCCCUCUGACCUGCGACCACAGCAUGGACGUCAAUCAGGUGAUUCUGGAGUGGCCCACUGACCUGGCCGUCAGCCCCAUGGACAACUCGCUGUACGUCCUGGACAACAACAUCGUGCUGCGCGUCACCGAGAACGGGCAAGUGAGCAUCGCGGCCGGCCGGCCUCUCCACUGCCCGCUGGCCGGCCUGGAGCGCGGCGCGGCCGCGGGCCAGCGGGCCCAGUUGACCCCCAUGGAAUCCGCCGUUUCCAUCGCCGUGUCUUACCACGGCGCCAUCUACAUAGCGGAGACGGACGAGCGAAGAUGAGCAGGAUCCGAAAGGUGUCUGUGGAUGGCGAGAUGACGCACUGCUGUCCCCCUCGACUGCGAUUGCAAGACCGAUGCCAACUGCGACUGCUACAAGACGGGCGACGGCUACGCCAAGGACGCCAGGCUCAACCGCCCGUCCUCUUUGGUGGCGGCUCCGGAUGGGACGCUAUACGUGGCCGACCUGGGCAACAUCCGCAUCCGGGCCAUCUCCAGGAACGGGCCGACCCCCGUCGGCAACACGUACGAGGUGGCCUCCCCCGAUGCCCAGGAGCUGUACGUGUUCGACGGCAACGGCACCCACCAGCACACGGCGAGCCUGCUCACCGGCGACCUGAAGUACACGUUCAGCUACAGCACGGAGAACGACAUCACCGCGGUGACCGACAGCAGCGGCAACACUCUGCGCAUCCGCAGGGAUCCCAACCGCACGCCGGUGCGAAUCGUCGCCCCCGACAACCAGGUGAUCUGGCUGACCAUGAGCACCAACGGCGGGCUGAAGACGUUGACCGCGCAAGGCCAGGAGCUGGUGCUCCUCACCUACCACGGCAACAACGGCCUCCUGGCCACCAAGACCUCCGAGAUCGGCUGGACGACUUUCUACGACUACGACAGCGAAGGACGGCUGAUGAACGUGACGUUCCCCACCGGGAUGGUGAACAACCUGUACGCGGACAUCUACAGCGCUCUGACGGUGGACAUCGAGAGCUCCAUGACGGAGGAGGAAAUCAGCAUCACCACCAACGCCUCCGCCCUGCGCUCCUUCUACACGCUGGCUCAGGACCAAUGUAGAAGCGUCUACCAAGUGGGCUUCGACAACUCGCUGAGGAUCACGUACGCCAACGGGAUGGACACCCACUACCAGACGGAGCCGCACAUCCUGACGGGCGCCGCCAACCCGACCGUCGCCAGGCGCAACAUGAGCUUGCCUGGGGAGGGCGGGCAGAACUUGGUGGAGUGGCGCUUCCGCAAGGAGCAAGCCCGGGGGAAAGUCAUCGUGUUCGGGCGCAAGCUCAGGGUGAACGGACGGAACAUUCUCUCCGUGGAUUACGAUCGCACCCUGAGGACCGAGAAGAUUUACGACGACCACAGGAAGUUCCUCUUGAAGAUUAUAUACGACACAGCGGGCCACCCGGUGCUCUGGGUGCCAAGCAGUAAGCUACUGCCGGUUAAUGUGAGCCGGACCAGCAGCGGGCAGAUCAGUGCCCUGCAGAGAGGCCCCACCACCGAGAGACUGGAGUACGACGGCCAAGGCCGCCUGGCUUCCAGGGUGUUUGCUGAUGGCAAGAUAUGGAGCUACACCUACCUGGAGCAGUCCAUGGUUCUCCUGCUGCACAGUCAACGGCAGUACAUCUUCGACUUUGACCCUCUGGACCGGCUCUCUGCUGUCACGAUGCCGAGCGUCGCCCGCUACACCAUGCAGACCAUCCGUUCGGUGGGCUACUACAGGAACCUCUAUCACCCCCCGGAGAGCAACGCCUCGGUGGCCGUGGACUACAGCGAGGACGGCCUCCUGCUGAGGGUAGCUCACCUGGGCACGGGCCGCAGGGUCCUGUACAGGUACCGCCGGCAGAACAAGCUGUCGGAGAUCCUGUACGACAGCACGAGGGUGAGCUUCACCUACGACGAGACGGCCGGAGUGCUGAAGACGGUCAACCUGCAAAACGAAGGGUUCAUCUGCUCCAUCCGCUACCGUCAGGUGGGUCCCCUGGUGGACCGGCAGAUCUUCCGCUUCAGCGAGGACGGCAUGGUCAACGCGCGCUUCGACUACACCUACGACAGCAGCCUGCGCGUCACCAGCGUGCAGGGCGUCAUCAACGAGACGCCGCUGCCCAUCGACCUGUACCAGUUCGACGACAUCUCAGGGAAGGUGGAACAGUUCGGGAAGUUUGGGGUGAUCUACUAUGACAUAAACCAGAUCAUAUCCACUGCGGUCAUGACCUACACCAAGCACUUCGAUGCGCACGGACGCAUCAAGGAGAUCCAGUACGAGAUAUUCCGCUCGCUCAUGUACUGGAUCACCUUCCAGUACGACGACGUGGGGAGGGUCAUCAAGCGCGAGAUCAAGAUCGGCCCCUUCGCGAACACCACCAAGUACAGCUACGAGUACGACGUGGACGGGCAGCUGCAGACCGUGUACCUCAACGAGAAGGUGAUGUGGCGCUACACGUACGACCUCAACGGGAACCUGCACCUGCUGAACGCAGGGAACAGCGCCAGGCUUCUCCCUCUGCGCUACGACCUGAGGGACCGCAUCACCCGCCUGGGAGACAUCCAAUACAGGAUGGAUGAGGACGGUUUCCUGCGUCAGAGGGGCGCAGAAAUCUUUGAGUACAACUCCAAAGGACUGUUGGUGCGGGUCUACAGCAAGAGCAGCGGCUGGACGAUUCAGUACCGCUACGACGGGCUCGGGCGCAGGGUGUCCACCAAGACGAGCCUGGGACAACACCUGCAGUACUUCUACGCCGACCUGAGCUACCCGGCCAGGAUUACGCACGUGUACAACCACUCCAGCUCGGAGAUCACCUCGCUCUACUACGACCUCCAGGGCCACCUGUUUGCCAUGGAGAUCAGCAGCGGCGAGGAGUUCUACAUCGCCUGCGACAACACCGGCACGCCGGUGGCGGUGUUCACCAGCAACGGGCUGCUGGUCAAGCAGCUGCAGUACACGGCGUACGGCGAGGUCUACUUUGACUCAAACCCGGACUUCCAGCUGGUGCUCGGGUUCCACGGAGGGCUUUACGAGCCGCUGACCAAACUGCUGCACUUUGGCGAGCAGGAUUAUGACAUAAUGUCCGGGAGGUGGACGGUUCCCGAUGUCUCCGCGUGGCAGAAAGUUGCCAAGGAGCCAGCUCCUUUUAAUUUGUACAUGUUCAGAAAUAACAAUCCAAUCAGCAAAGUCCAUGAGCUGAGGGAAUAUGUUGCAGAUGUGAACAGCUGGCUCGUUACCUUCGGCUUUCAUCUUCACAACACCAUCCCUGGAUUCCCGGUGCCAAAGUUCGACUUAAGCGUACCGUCCUACGAGCUGAGGAAGAGCCAGCGCUGGGAUGACCUGCCGUCCAUCUCUGGGGUCCAGCAGGAAGUAAGCAGACAAGCCCGUUCUCUGCUGUCCUUCGAGCGGCUGCCGGAGGUCCGUCUCAGCCGAGGUCGCAGAGGUGAAAAGCCCUGGCUGUGGUUCUCGGCGGCGAUGUCUCCCAUCGGGCGAGCCGUCAUGUUCGCCAUCUACAAGGGCAGCGUUCACACUCACGCGCUCAACGUGGCCAGCGAGGACUGCGUCAAGGUGGCGACCAUCCUCAACAACGCUUUCUACCUGGAGGACCUCCACUUCACCGUGGAGGGGCGGGACACGCACUACUUCGUCAAGCCGGGCCUCCCGGACGCCGACCUCGCCGCCCUGCACCUCACGAGCGGACACAAGACUCUGGAGAACGGCGUGAACGUGACCGUCUCCCAGUCCACCACGGUCAUGGACAGCCGGACGCGGCGCUUCGCCGACGUGGAGGUCCGCGCCGGCGCUCUGGCUCUGCACAUCCGCUACGGAUCCACCGUGGACGAGGAGAAGGCGCGGGUGGUCGAGCUGGCGCGGCAGCGGUCCCUGGCGGGCGCCUGGGCGAGGGAGCAGCAGCGCGUGCGGGAGGGCGAGGAAGGGGUCCGCCCCUGGACAGAGGGCGAGAAGAGGCAGCUCCUGAGCGGCGGAAAGGUUCUGGGGUACGACGGGUACUACGUGCUCUCCAUCGAGCAGUACCCCGAGUUAGCGGACAGCGCCAAUAACAUUCACUUCCUUCGGCAGAGUGAAAUUGGGAAGAGGUAACAAUGCGCGGCGCAUUUUCUGCCAGAGAGACGCUGUUUUGGUAGAGACGGGCGGACGGAAUGAAAAGCAGCUGUAAUCGAGGGUUGCUGUGGACCCUGAGUGUCGUGUGUUUUUGUAAAAAAAAAAAAAAAAAUUCAAAAAAAAAAUGGACGAAAGACAAAAUAUACAAGCGGUCAAAAGCAAUGCUGUGCAUUGUGACCUGGGGACUACAGAGUAAUUGUAUAACUACACCAAGCCUUACCAUGGCAAUUACAGGUCAGUUCCUCUGUUGCACAAGCCUUUUGGACUCCGGACUCUGGAAGUUUUGUCUUUGUGAGAGAGAGAGUGAGCAAAUUUUAGGUGUUUUUUUUUUAUUUAAUUUUUUAGUUUUCAUCAAUGAAAGUCUGACUCGACAGAAAGUAUUCUAAGCGCAAAGGAAAUGUUUACAUUAUGCAUAUCUGCACUUGGCUAGAAGCACGGGAAGGACGAGCCGCGUCCUCGAGAAAAUGUUUGUUUAUAAAACCAGAGACUUCUGACGCAGGAGAGAUCCUCACCAAACAACCACUAUGUGUACCAGAUCCAGCACUGACAGGAAGGGACCGGUUUCAUGUUUCAAUACCCAACGUCCAGGGAGGGAAAGAAGUACGAACGAAAAAGUACGAACUCUGCUGGAGCGGGAGGGGCACAGGCGCGUCUCGGUCAGCGCAGGGACACCAUGUUUUGUAAAUUAUGCAAGAGUUUUCUGGCGUUUUUUUUUUUUUUUAAAAGAAACUGAAUAGAUGUCUGUAUUAGUCAUAUUAACAGUAAUUUAUGUUGUGUUUUUUACAUGACCAAUAAAGUCCAGCGGAUUUUAUUUUUUUGUUCUUUUAUUUUUUCGACAAGCAUUUCUUUUUUUUUUUGCAGUUGCGUUCCUUCUCAUUUGGCUUCGUGGGGCUUCCUCACUGUGCUCUGUUCAAGUAAAUAACAGAAACCUGUGCAUGUAGUGAUACGUAUUUACAAGUGGUGAUGUAUUUAUAACAUGCCAUCAACUAUUAUUUCCACUGAAUUGAAUGUUGAUUGGGCAUAACGCCUUUUGACCUGGUUAAUAUUUCCAAUUAAUAUUUCAUCAACACAAAUAUCUCAUGAACCCAUGUCACAAAAACAAGGUCUCAGUGGAUCCAAAUAAAGAUCACAUCCAUGUUCUCGGUAGUUAUACUUAUUUUGAAUGUCAAAUGCACUCAUGGAUUAAAAUGAUAUUGGGGUUCUCUU
Molecule: messenger RNA, 9438 nt
Organism: Gasterosteus aculeatus aculeatus (three-spined stickleback)
Lineage: Eukaryota; Metazoa; Chordata; Actinopteri; Perciformes; Gasterosteidae
Product: teneurin-3
Biological process (GO): signal transduction; heterophilic cell-cell adhesion; neuron development
Cellular component (GO): neuron projection; membrane
Molecular function (GO): protein heterodimerization activity; cell adhesion molecule binding; protein homodimerization activity
Source: RefSeq, a predicted model, not a curated record